Molecule: messenger RNA, 894 nt
Organism: Pistacia vera
Lineage: Eukaryota; Viridiplantae; Streptophyta; Magnoliopsida; Sapindales; Anacardiaceae
Product: protein PHLOEM PROTEIN 2-LIKE A9-like
Exons: 6
Coding region: 109-732 (207 amino acids)
Source: RefSeq, a predicted model, not a curated record
AUGAUGGGUCAAGAAGAUGAACAAAAGGGGCUCGAUGUUGGCUUGAUAUAGCGAGCUGGUUGGGCUUUAUAUAUGCCUAGCUACUGUAGGUGGGUGUAAUCACAUCACAUGAGAUCUGCUCAAAACGGUUAUCAACAAAUUAUGCCAAAAGGUGAAUCAUCCCACGAGCCGACCCCUGCUCUGCUAGAAAAACAACCAGAGGGUGACAAAGGAGCAGAAGAAAAGAAGCCAGAAAAAGCAGAGACAACAGAAGAAGACAAGGAUUAUAAGAUCUACCCUGGAAAGCUUGAAAUUACAUGGGGCGACAACCAAAGUUACUGGAGUUCACCAAAUAAAACGUCAAAAGAACCGGCAGAGCUAUAUAAGGUGAGUUGGCUUCAGGUAACCGGUAAAACAAAAGUAAAAAGGGGGAAGUCAUAUGAAAUAGAGUUCAACAUAACUUUGAAAGCUGACGGCUUUGGGUGGAAUGGCCUCCCACUUUUUCUGAUGGCUAAGAUUGGGGCAAAGGGAAAAUCCAUAUGGAAAAAGAUUAAGCCACUGGAGCAGACUCCAAAUGAUAAGACAUUUGAUAUUCCUAAGCCUGAAGAAAAGUUCAUCGUUAAAAUUCCAGAUAAUAAAGGUGACGAGGAACAGGACCUUUUCUUUGGUUUCUAUGAAAUUUGGAGUAACAAAUGGAAGGGAGGAUUGCUUAUUAAUUAUGCAACUGUUAAAGAAGUAAGCGAACGGAAUUAAGCUUUGUUUGUGCUUAGCAAAAUGUUGCCAAAUAAUCGGAGACUAGAAGACAAAAAGAUAAACUAGCAUUUCGUGCACUGAUAAUGUUUGUUAUAUUCAGGGCUGUCUCAAGAAUAUUUGUGACCCUAGACAAGAGUUGCUUUAGGGGUCUUCUAAUAAUAU